UGAAGGAAGGGCUGAGCUACCGAGGAACCAGGAGGAGGGUCGUGGUCUGGUGUUGGGGGUCAUGCUCUGCCAGUAUCUGAGCUGUUCUAUUGGGUUGGAGAUCCCGCUGCUUUGCCCCAUUGGAGGGGCUCUUUUCCUGGAAAAGCUGGGAAAAGCCGGGCGGGAGGAGCGGGAACCAUGAGCCAGCAGCUGGAUGCGCCGCGGCCAAUCAACUGGACCAUCAGGAAACUGUGCGCUGCUGCUUUCUUACCGUCCGUCCGACUUCUCAAGGCACAGAAAUCGUGGAUAGAGAGAGCCUUCAGCAAGAGAGAAUGUGUUCAUAUCAUAGUGAGCGCCAAAGACCCCCAUAGGUGCUGCUGCGGCCGUCUGAUUGGUCAGCACGUUGGCCUGCCCCCAGGUAUCUCCUCCAGUCAGAAUGACAAGGCAGAGCGUCUGGCUAAGAAUGACAGUCUUUCUGAGAAAUGGUCAAUCAGCAAACACACCCAGCUCAGCCCCACCGAUGCCUUUGGAACCAUCGAAUUCCAAGGGGGGGGCCACUCCAACAAAGCCAUGUAUGUGCGCGUGUCUUAUGACACCAAGCCAGACCUCCUGCUUCACCUGAUGACCAAGGAGUGGCAGCUGGACCUUCCGAAGCUGCUCAUCUCGGUGCAUGGGGGCCUGCAGAACUUUGAGCUGCAGCCAAAACUCAAGCAGGUCUUUGGCAAGGGCCUCAUCAAGGCCGCAAUGACCACUGGAGCCUGGAUAUUCACCGGCGGGGUCAACACAGGUGGGCUGGGCGUGAUCCGGCAUGUGGGCGAUGCGCUGAAGGACCAUGCCUCGAAAUCCCGGGGGAAGAUCUGCACUAUCGGCAUUGCCCCCUGGGGCAUUGUGGAGAACCAGGAGGACCUGGUGGGAAAAGACGUGGUCCGACCGUACCAGACCAUGUCCAACCCGCUGAGCAAGCUGACCGUCCUCAACAGCCUGCACUCCCACUUCAUCCUGGCCGAUAACGGGACAACAGGGAAGUACGGCGCUGAGGUCAAACUCCGCAGGCAGCUGGAAAAGCACAUCUCCCUGCAGAAGAUCAACACACGUAUUGGCCAGGGAGUGCCGGUUGUGGCUCUAAUAGUGGAGGGGGGUCCUAAUGUGAUCUCCAUCGUGUUGGAGUACCUGAGGGACACUCCGCCUGUGCCUGUGGUGGUGUGUGAUGGGAGUGGGCGUGCCUCAGACAUCCUGGCAUUUGGACACAAGUACUCAGAGGAGGGAGGGAUCAUUAAUGAGUCUCUGAGGGACCAGUUGCUUGUGACCAUCCAGAAAACCUUCACAUACAGCCGGACCCAGGCCCAGCACCUCUUCAUCAUCCUCAUGGAAUGCAUGAAGAAGAAGGAGCUGAUAACAGUUUUUCGAAUGGGGUCUGAAGGACACCAGGACAUUGACCUGGCCAUUCUCACUGCUCUGCUCAAGGGGGCCAACGCAUCGGCUCCAGACCAGCUCAGCCUGGCUUUAGCCUGGAACCGAGUGGACAUCGCCCGCAGCCAGAUCUUCAUCUACGGGCAGCAGUGGCCCGUGGGUUCUCUGGAGCAGUCAAUGCUGGAUGCCCUGGUGCUGGACAGAGUAGACUUUGUCAAGCUGCUAAUUGAGAAUGGAGUGAGCAUGCAUCGUUUCCUCACCCUCUCCAGACUGGAGGAGCUCUACAACACGAGGCACGGACCAUCCAACACACUUUACCACCUGGUCAGAGACGUCAAAAAGCAAGAAUAUCCAGGGUUCAGUUGGAUCUACUUCAAGGGUAACCUGCCACCAGACUACCGCAUUAGUCUAAUUGACAUCGGAUUGGUCAUUGAGUACUUGAUGGGGGGAGCUUACCGAUGCAACUACACCAGAAAGAGGUUUAGAACUCUGUAUCAUAACCUCUUUGGACCCAAACGACCCAAAGCCCUGAAACUGCUGGGGAUGGAGGAUGACAUGCCAAUCCGGAGGGGUCGCCAGAAGACCACUCGCAAGCGGGAAGAGGAGGUGGACAUUGACCUGGACGACCCCGAGAUCAACCACUUCCACUUCCCCUUCCAUGAGCUGAUGGUGUGGGCUGUGCUGAUGAAGAGACAGAAGAUGGCGCUGUUCUUCUGGCAGCACGGGGAGGAGGCCAUGGCCAAAGCCCUGGUGGCCUGUAAGCUGUGUAAGGCCAUGGCCCACGAGGCGUCUGAAAAUGACAUGGUGGAUGACAUCUCACAGGAGCUCAACCACAACUCCAGGGAGUUCGGCCAGUUGGCUGUGGAGCUGCUCGACCAGUCGUACAAGCAGGACGAGCAGAUGGCCAUGAAGCUGCUGACCUACGAGCUGAAGAACUGGAGCAACGCCACCUGCCUGCAGCUGGCCGUGGCGGCCAAGCACCGCGACUUCAUCGCCCACACCUGCAGUCAAAUGCUGCUCACCGACAUGUGGAUGGGACGUCUGCGCAUGCGCAAGAACUCUGGGCUAAAGGUGAUCUUGGGCCUGCUGCUGCCUCCAUCCAUCCUGAGUCUGGAGUUUAAGAACAAGGAUGAGAUGUCUUAUAUGCCACAAGACCAGGACAACUACCUGCAGGAGAAGGAGGAGGAGGAGCCCGAGAAGCCAGCCAAUGAGAAGGAGGAAGAGGACAUGGAGUUCACAGUAAGAUCCUACUGUGAGACGCAGUACAACUCCGUGGCCAUGCUGGGUAAGGUAAGCACGGAGGCGUCUCGUAAGAAGGGCGUGGGGGAGAUCCAGAACAGACACCGGCUCAUCCCCAUGGGCCGGAAGAUCUAUGAGUUCUACAACGCCCCCAUCGUCAAGUUCUGGUUUCACACACUGGCCUAUGUGGCGUACCUCAUGCUGUUUAACUACAUUGUUCUGGUGAAGAUGGACCUGUGGCCCUCACCACAGGAGUGGAUCGUCAUUGCUUACAUCUUCACCAAUGGCAUCGAGAAGAUGAGAGAGAUCCUGAUGUCCGAGCCGGGAAAGCUGCUGCAGAAAGUGAAGGUGUGGCUUCAGGAGUACUGGAACAUCACAGACCUCAUGGCCAUCCUCAUCUUCUCCGUGGGAAUGGUUCUCCGCCUCCAGGAGCCGCCACUCAUGAGCUAUGGCCGGGUCAUUUACUGUGUCAACAUCAUCUACUGGUACAUCCGGCUGCUCGACAUCUUUGGCGUCAACAAAUACCUCGGCCCCUAUGUCAUGAUGAUCGGCAAGAUGAUGAUUGACAUGAUGUACUUCGUGAUCAUCAUGUUGGUGGUGUUGAUGAGUUUCGGGGUGGCCCGGCAGGCCAUCCUGAACCCCAAUGAGGACCCAUCCUGGAUGCUGGCUCGGAAUAUCUUCUUCAUGCCCUACUGGAUGAUCUACGGAGAGGUGUUCGCUGAUCAGAUCGACCAUGUGCAUAGUAGGAAGCUAAAGCACAGGCUGAAUUCAAAACUCUGGAUGAUCGAAAAUCAGUUUCGAGCUCAUGGAACCUGGCGUAAUAAUGCUCCAUGUGGCCAGAAUAUCACCACUGAGGACGGGCAUGUCGUGGCUCUGCCGCCCUGCAAGACUGGAGCCUGGAUCGUUCCUGCCAUCAUGGCCUGCUAUCUGCUUGUGGCCAACAUCUUGCUGGUCAACCUGCUCAUUGCUGUCUUCAAUAACACCUUCUUUGAGGUGAAGUCCAUCUCCAACCAGGUGUGGAAGUUCCAAAGGUACCAGCUCAUCAUGACCUUCUACGAGCGGCCCAUCCUCCCCCCUCCCCUCAUCAUCUUCAGUCACAUAACCAUGGUCCUCAAGCACCUGUGCUGUCGCUGGCGGAAGCACGACGACGAUGAGAGAGACUAUGGCCUCAAGCUAUUCAUCACUGAAGACGAGCUGAAGAAAGUGCAUGACUUUGAGGAGCAGUGCAUCGAGGAGUACUUCCGUGAGAAGGAUGACCGCUUCAACUCCUCAAAUGACGAGAGGAUCCGUGUGACAUCAGAAAGGGUGGAGAACAUGGCCAUGCGUCUGGAGGAGGUGAAUGAGAGGGAGCACUUCAUGAAGGCUUCCCUGCAGACUGUGGACAUUCGGCUGGCACAGAUGGAGGAGUUGAUAGGUCGGAUCGCGGUGGCCCUGGAGCGGGUCACCGGGGUGGAGCGGGGCGAGGUGAACAAGGCCCGCUCGCGCACCUCCUCCGACUGCACGGACUCGGCCUACGUGCUGCGGCAGGGUGAGUGUCCGGAUGCCGCUUACAUCCUACGCCAGAGCAGCUUCAACAGCCAGGAGGGGAAUGCCUACCGGCUCCCGGAGGCCCUGGAAGUGGGUGCCGAGGGCUCUAUGUCACCGCCAUCCCCCACCGGCCUCGCCACGCGCACACGCAGCCACUCCUUCUUUGUGGGCGGUGUCCGCGAGCGAGCCGGGGCUGACAGGGCCGACCGCUUUGCCAAGGAGCGCUCAUUCAGCCUGCACCGAGCCAACAGUUCACAGUCAGUGACCUCGAGCACCGCCCCCAAGGAGUCUAAGCCCCUCCCCCUAGCCAUGCUGUCCGUCUCCCAGCAGCACCGGCCCUCCUCCUGCAUCGACAUCUUCGUGUCCGCGUCCGAGGAGGCGGGGCCCGCCGAGGUCUUCCUGGACCCGCUGAGGAUGGCCCCUCCGUUCCAGCGUGACUCCUCGCUCCACUCUGAGAUCAUGGAGGCGGUGCUGUCUAGCGGCAGGGACUACAGCGGAGGCAGCGGCCCGGGCGACAAGCCGCCGACAGAGGGCGUGUUCGAGGACAGCGCGGCCGCGGACCUGUCGCUGUGCUCCGCCAACCUGCUCCCGGAUAACGCCAUGCCGCCGUGGGAGCUGGAACCCUCCCCUCCUCCAUCAGCGGGCCUCCUGGAGCGCUCCAAGAGCAGCCGCUACCUGUCCGCCGGCGGCGGGGGCUACCUGGAAGAGCCUCAGCUGGUCAAGUCUCACAGCCUGGUGUUCACGCCAAGGGUCUGCUACGGGGGCUUGGGGGCAGGGGUCCAGGUCAAGGCGGCCGAGUACACCAGCAUCACAGACUGUAUAGACACCAGGUGUGUCUCCGCCCCUUACCCCCCCGCCGAGCGCUCCCACUCCCCCGGGGGCUCCACCUCGUUCCCAUUCGACAAAGCUCCAGACAUGGGCUCCUCCCACCCGGAGCGCGAGGCGGAGCUCAGCCACACAGAGUCCGAUUCCGAGGAUCCGGACGACUUGGCCCCGGCUCCUGAGCCCCACCGCGUCAGGGGAGGCUUAGGAGGGGCCAGCGGGACGCCCUUCUGCGCCACCUUCUCUCGGCUGGAACGAGCCAACAGCUGCUCCUCGGAUGAAUCCUCCCACCCAUCCCUGGCCCUGCCUUCACACAGAAAAAGCCUGUCGGUCAGUGAGAGGAUGGAGAGGGGCUCAGACCGCGGAGGGCGUGGGGGGCUGGGGGGACCCAGGAACCCCUUCCUGAGGAGCAAGUCCGGGGCGAGGCCUGACGCGAAAGCGGACAGCCUGUCCAUGAGGAAGCUGACCACCCCCUCUGCGUUCCGCAGCUUUGAAAGCAGACACAACUACACGUGACAAUGACAAAGGGACCAGGACAGGGACAGGCCAUACUCUGUUACACAGGCCCACAGGGCCGGCCAGGAAGGAAGGCGGGGGGCCGUGGGUCAAAACAAAGUGCUCUGAAGCUAGGGUAGUUCUGAGCUCCUCCUGAAGCUGACUCGUUUGCGUGUUUGGUGAUGGAGGGUAUGUGCCGUGCCUGUCCGUCAGUUUAGUCAACACACCGUUACUGUAAUGCAUCACGUCUCAGAACACUAGCGUAGCCAGUAUAGAAUUUAUUACAGAUGAUAAGUCUCACACCACAGUUUAGUUAGAGUCUUUAGAAAAUAAUAAACGUGGCCGUCUGACAAUGUAAGACUGGAGGUCAGCAUUUCCGCCUCAACCCCAAAUGUCCUCAGGUUCUCAUUUCCUCUUUGCCCUUAAACUACCCAUCCCGUGCAUAUGACUCUUAGCCUCUGUGCUUCCACCAGGAGAAAUAGCACUGCAUGCUAUUGCAGCUGCAUGCUCCCACAGUAGUAGCUGCGGCAACCUCGUCCGCAGGGUCACUGUGCGCAACGCAUAGAUAUCUGAAACACCAACGGCUGUCUCGUGUCUGAGUCGUAUGUGGGUGUGAACAACAGGAGGAAUUAUAGAGCUUAAGUAAGUCACACUAGAAGCUGUGGCUCCGAAUCAGAAAAUAUGUGGUGUGCUAGUAGGAUGAGGUUUGAGAGGUGUUCCGAGGGAAGUCGUUCACUGAAAUAAAGCUAAUGUCUAUGGGUCAGGGCAGGUCUAUUUCUAUUGGGUUGAUGAAGGCCAUAUUUGGCCCGUCUGAGCACGGGAGGGGGGUGGGGGGGGUGACUGGUGGACCAGAUUACAGCAGCGUUGACUAGUGUAGUAGAACAAUCGUAGAAACCAGUCAGCUUUUAUAAAUGGACAGAGACACGGAGCAUUGCAAAGGUUUAUUUCUGGACAGAAUAGGGCUCUGUUAUGUAUAAUGCUUUAAAAUCCAUGUACAGUCAAGUAGCAACAGUGAACCGGAGUGAAAUCAGGGCAGUAUAAUCUACUACCAGCUACCUACAGGGAAGAUGGGACAUUCACGCUAGACUCAGCGAAGUGACGUUGCCAUCAGCUUCACCGCAGAUUAUGGUUGUGUUCCUCUGCUCAGAUGUUGCUGAUGCAUGCCAGAUAUCGCGCAACACCUGAAUAGGUAUUUUACUGAUCAGGUAACAACAUCAAAUUCACUUAACCGGCACGCAUCCAUUGGUUGUUGCGUGUAACGCCUGAGAAGAGAGCACGACCACUGCAGUGAGUAAGAUGCAAGGCCUCACACGGUACAUACGCACAUGUACGAGGCCUCACACGGUACAUACGCACAUGUACGAGGCCUCACACGGUACAUACGCACAUGUACGAGGCCUCACACGGUACAUACGCACAUGUGCAAGUUAUCUUCACGAUGUCACCACAUAAUAGCUAUGGGACCAAAACAGUGGAAAACACAAUCCAAUGCUCUCAGUUUUUUGCGGACAUUGAGCCGCUAUGCUGUUUAUUUUCUGCUUCAACGUCAUGUCGCUGAGUCUACUAUUUAAGCUAAGUGUCGACACAUCAUACGCGUCAUAAGUCUGUCUAUUUACUUGUGCUGUCCAAUCCCCUGUCAUCUUGUUUUUGGAUUACUGUGGCAUACAGUGUAGAGGUGUUAUCAAAGUGUGUACACAGACACACACACACACAAUCAUACAUGAAUGCCCAAAAUGUGUAUGGAAAGGGUGAGAAAAAGAUAUUCCUAUAUAAUGACAGAUUGAUAGCAGCAAUAUAAUCGCAAUGUUAUCCUGGAUUUCUUUAUCUACUUAGUGCAGUGAAAAACUGAAAACUGGACACAAGAGGGGGCUGUGACCCUGUUUAAGUAGUUCCUCCAAAGCACUAAGCCCAUCUCGAAAUUGGAACACAUCAAAAUCGGACCCAUUCAAAUAAAAAAUUAAAAAUUGCAAGUUAAAAUAUUACGUGUAGUAAUAGUGUUACUCAUUUCAGCAUUGUGGUGCUUGAGUCUUACACCAGCUAGUCUUGCAAAGAUACCAGCUAGUCUCCUAUUGGCUAUUAAUGGUAAGCCUCACAAUGAGGAGCCUGGAAAUAGAAGCUAGACAAACUGGCCUAUGAACCAUCCUUGGAUCCGUCCUUCUUACUUUUUAGGGGGGACCAUUCAUUCAUUAUGUUCUUCUGUUUAAAAAAGAGGCACCAGACUGACGAGAGUGAUCUUCUAGAAUGAGAAUUGCCUGCAUAUGUGGGACUACAGAAUAAUGUACAUUGUAAGAGUAGAGUAGAAGUGAAUGGUUAAAGAACUGAAUCCCACAAGAUGGAGUUAUUUGAAAUAUUAGCAUUUUCAGACACAGAGGGAGAACUUUCAAAAGAGAGAACCAGUGUUUUGUUUUUUUAAAUCUCAUCUCAAAUUGUCUGAGAGGAAUGGAAUACCUGUUACAACAUGUUUGUUAUAACGGAAUGAUAUUAGUAACAUUAACAUUGCAAGUUCUCAAAUUAGUUACUCUUCAUGUUUGUGUUUUAUAUUUGAUCAAUAUUGCAUCACUUCAAAUUAAUUACAUUGCAAUUUCGUUUGAUUGAUUAUAUUUACCUAUUUUGUUGCUUGCAAUGAAUAAUUUAAUGGCUCUUUGA
Esox lucius (northern pike) is the source of this 8118-nucleotide messenger RNA. It is a transcript of the gene trpm3, whose product is annotated as transient receptor potential cation channel, subfamily M, member 3. The record is from RefSeq and is a predicted model, not a curated record. Bases 178 to 5493 code for a protein of 1771 amino acids. NCBI's taxonomy places the organism in Eukaryota, Metazoa, Chordata, Actinopteri, Esociformes, Esocidae. The transcript has 27 exons. Gene Ontology annotation, molecular function: monoatomic cation channel activity. Gene Ontology annotation, cellular component: membrane. Gene Ontology annotation, biological process: monoatomic cation transmembrane transport; protein tetramerization.